AUGGAUUAUGCAUUGCUCGUAUGCCCAGUGAGCUGGUCCUCACGAGCACGGCUCUGCAACAACGAAGACCGAUAUAUCAAGACCUCGCCUUCUCCUCCAUUUGAUACCCCAGGAAUUGGAAGUCAAUUUAUCGUCGCAAUGUUGAAUCUCAAUCAUAUGCUUUCUCUUCAUUUUCUAUCCCUUGUCACAACAGUGCAUGCGCUAGUAUUUGAUAACCCAGCGUUGCUUGCAGCCAGCUCUCGCCAACUCUAUGCUGCAGUAACACGUUCAGAUACUCAGCGCCGAGCGGAUGUCCUUACACCAGUGCAUGGUGCCAGUCUAACAUAUUCAGAUGGAGCUAGUGACAGUCGUGAUGGAACUUCCUUCUCUUCAACCGUCUCUUUUCAAUCCCGUAACCCACUGGUUGUGCUUGAACACAUCGAGAACCUCAUCGCCGAUGUCCAUUGUACGAGCACAAGCAUCACAAUCAGCUUUAACGACUUACGAGACUCCUACAGCGCUUGUGAGUCAUGGUCAGAUCUUGUGCAAGGACACCUCAUUGUGUCCCAGGAAGGCUGUGUCCGAGAAGGAUCCCGUGCCCCAUUCAAGGUUCUGUCAAUGACCUGCACACGAAUGCAGCCAAUAAUCAGCUUGAGUGUCAGCCAAGUCAAGUGGCACGACGCUUUCCAUGGAUUUCGCGUCAGCUUUGGGCGGAUCACAGAACCACUUGAACUAUAUAGCCACCAGAGGCCGAUGCACGAAAAACGGCAAGAAUCUGCGACUACCACCGCAGCUGACCCACUUGCGUCGUCCCUGAUACCUUCUGGCCCAGUUGCAACUGCCACUGCCGUAUCGAUCGACCUCUCCCACGAAGGGGAUGGGGGGAAUUGGUUUCCUGAACUCAAAACCUCCGCCCUACAGCUUCCCAUUGAUAUCGACUGCAAAGACUGCCUGACUAAGGGAAGUCUAGAGCUCUCGCAAGGAGAAUGGGAGCUCCUGGACGCUGCAGACUGGCUGGAUGCGGGCAGCUUCACAGAUAUCUUCAAGGUCGGUUUUGUACGGUUCAACCUCAAGGACUUUUUUGCACAUGUUGAACUCCAGGUCACUCCAUCGAUCGAAGGCUCCGAAUCCUUUGUGUUCUUCAGCUUGACGGUACCUGGUGUCACUGGCUUCACGCUUCCUGAGAUAGGUAAGGCCGGGCUCUUGCUCGAGCCACAGCUCAGUCUCUCGUGGAAACUUUCUGGCGCCGUUGAGUUGACCUAUGGCUUUGAACUUGAGAUUCCUAAUCUCGACAUUUUAAUAAACUUCUCGGAUCCGGGAUCAUCCCAGGUCACAGGCUUGGACGACAUUGGCCUCUCAGAUCUACCAUUCCAAGCCAACCUCGGCGACAUCGAACUCUCCGUCGAAGUCUCCCUACAGCCACGAGUGACACUAGGAGUCGAGUUCCUCGAAGUCUUGACCGCAGAAUCAGGGCUAUUCAUCGAUCUUCCCAAAACAACCCUCGUGCUCACGCAGAUAGCAACAGAUACGUUCGAUGCCAACUGCGAGCCCAUGGCCACCACCGACUCCGAUACCGACAAGGAAAACCUCCUACAAGACAUCUUUCAGAACCUAACGCACAUCACGACGGGCUACGAGGUCGGCAUCGGGCUGGACCUGCGCGCGGGCACGAACUUCGACCUGGGGUCGCUCGGCGUGAAGAACAUCGAGCUUACGAGCUCCCUGCCGCUGGUGGCGACCCAGCUCGACCGCCUGGCGGCUACGCAGUGCUUGGUUUUCCAGCCCGAUGCGACCGGCGGGCCGGCGUUCGCGAAGGCCACCGAGGCGCUUGCUGAUGCACAAAGUAGCAUGGCAGCGGCCUCGGCCUCGAGUUCGUCGGCUCAGGCUGUUGCUUCGGCUUCUGCCGCUGCGUCGGAGGGUAGCUCAGAUAAGGAGAACGCAGCUCAUGGUACGUACAUCUCGGCCUUGGGGUCAUCGUUGCGUAGGGUUGGCUUCUAUGGAGUUGUCUUUAUAGGUAACUUGUACCUGAGCUUGUAA
Exophiala aquamarina CBS 119918 is the source of this 2016-nucleotide messenger RNA. RefSeq lists its product as uncharacterized. The record is from RefSeq and is a predicted model, not a curated record. Bases 1 to 2016 code for a protein of 671 amino acids. NCBI's taxonomy places the organism in Eukaryota, Fungi, Ascomycota, Eurotiomycetes, Chaetothyriales, Herpotrichiellaceae. The transcript is spliced from 7 exons.